Saccostrea echinata is the source of this 1009-nucleotide messenger RNA. RefSeq lists its product as uncharacterized. Bases 7 to 966 code for a protein of 319 amino acids. The transcript is spliced from 7 exons. The record is from RefSeq and is a predicted model, not a curated record. Lineage: Eukaryota; Metazoa; Mollusca; Bivalvia; Ostreida; Ostreidae.
UCAGGUAUGAAAAUGAUGAUCGCAUUGGUAUUUCAUGCUUUGGUCUUGUCUGCAAGUCAGGGAUUGAAAUUAGGCCAAGAAAUUGAAAAAGUUAACGAGUUUGCAACAAAGGAAAUGAUAGCUGAAAUGACUUCAGGAAUCACUAGCCUUGCAAGACGGAUCCAAAACAGUAAUACCAUAUGUAUUGACGAAAUCAAUAGAAUUCGUAACUACGUCUGCGCUAAAUGUACCGGAAAUCCUGUGUUACCAUCUCUGACCGAUAUAAAACAAAAUAUAAACAGACCAGUUCCAAAGAUUUUACAGCUCUUUUAUGAUUUGUUGGACGCCUUAACACCAGAUGCUAUAGAAUUAGUAGGAGAACGCAAAUACAUGAUGGAAGAAGACUUUGGAAGAAUGGCUGAGUAUCUGAAAUUAGCAACAAAACCUGAACUGGGUACACCGCUCGAAGAAUCAAUACGCAUCAGCCAAGAAAUUGAUUUGAAACUAAGAAAUGUUACAAAUAACUUUCAUCAAACUGCAGAUGUUGCAGGAAGACGUAAAAGACAAUCUACUACCACUAUAAUUAGAUCUUGCUCGCAGUGUGAUGGACUGAACGGUGUGGGCAUUGAACAAUACAUUGAUAUAGUUUGUGGAUCAACCCUUUUGUUAAACAUCGACAGCAUUAUGGAAUUGGCUGACCGGUAUCGACUAAUAUUAAAUACAACAUUGAAUUUAAAUAAUUACGACCCAGUAAUUCAAGAAGUGGAAUUUGAUGAAAAAAGUGUAAUAUAUCAACUUACACCAUAUUUCAGCGUUGUAGCUGAUAUCACUAGCUACAAGUAUAGAAUAGAGCAAAGCACAUACACCAAAAGUUUAACACCAGUUUCUCUCCAUUUCAACAACUUAAACGAAACUGCCAAGUUUUUAGCCGGAGAAAUUAUGGAGAAACACGUAUAUAGUCCUGGCACGGGAUUUGGCUUUGCAUAAUAAUCAUUCAAGUUUCAGGUUUCUUUCAUCAAUGAUCGAAUCU